Messenger RNA from Caenorhabditis sp. 36 PRJEB53466, 633 nucleotides. The record is from the annotation of a GenBank genome assembly. Lineage: Eukaryota; Metazoa; Nematoda; Chromadorea; Rhabditida; Rhabditidae.
AUGAGGGUACUCACUUUCUUGCUCGUCAUUCUUGUCGCCCUCGCCAACGUCAUGCAAGCACAGCGCUACGACAGAGCCAUCUAUGAGGCCCUUCUCAAGUGAGUCUGGACCACAAAAACGCUUUUUGUUCCCAAUUAGUCAAGGGGGGGGGGGCUACAAGUAGUCGUUCGGUUUUGUUCGUUUCGCAGCUCAAGCCCCAAACAUCCUAGGUUCAAAAGUCAAAACGUACAAAACGGGGGUCUAAAACCCACGCAUCGUUCUCCCACCAAUCUUGCAAAUUGUUUUUCAAUUGGAUUCCAGGAUUAGCAUUAGAAUUAGCCAUGAGGCGGCGUGGUAGUAAAACACAAGUCAAUUCAAUUUGCACAAGGGUAUUGCUCCGUUACAGGAGGACUCUUGGAGUACAAGUACAAUGAGUCACACACACGCACACACACACACAAUUGACGUUAUUUCAGUGAUCUGGAGCGGGAAUUUGUGGAACGCGAUCUGGCGGAACGUGUGCUGGCCAAACGCGAAAUGAGCCGUCAGGACCGUCUCGAGCUGACCGAUCGUGUGCGUCGGGCGUCCGAGAAGAAGUCCUAUCCGCGUAACUGCUACUUCUCGCCCAUUCAAUGCCUCUUCACUCGCAAUUAA